AUGUCUGUUACAGAUACACUAGGGCCAGUCUUCACACUUCUCAUAAUUGUCAAUGCCAUGAGCACAGCCUUGCCACUGCUAUGGCAUCGCUUUGCCUGGUAUUUUCUGGUGUUUAUCUCCUUUGGCCUUGCCGGUCUUUUUCUGAUGAUGGCCAUUAUUUUUCUCCUUGCGGACGCGACAGUUUCACUCUACGAUGUUAAUGCCAAGGGACAGGUGAAACCACAGACGACGGUUCCAUUUGACCCAGCAACUUUUUUUCUAGUUAACGUGACUAUGACCACGUUGAUGGCCACCGCGGUGCUGGCGAUGGUGGCGUGGCUCUGCCAUCAGUCUCGCAAAGGCUGGUAUGUCUACAUCGUACCGAUGCUGCGUGACCUCAACAUACUCGAGCAAACUGUUUGGUUCAAUGCGCUGGAUCUACGUGACCGCAUCGUUCCAAACUCACUGUGA
This is a messenger RNA of Trypanosoma rangeli, 450 nucleotides long. RefSeq lists its product as uncharacterized. Lineage: Eukaryota; Euglenozoa; Kinetoplastea; Trypanosomatida; Trypanosomatidae. The transcript has a single exon. The record is from RefSeq and is a predicted model, not a curated record. The coding region runs from base 1 to 450 and encodes 149 amino acids.